Molecule: messenger RNA, 2973 nt
Organism: Prunus armeniaca (apricot)
Lineage: Eukaryota; Viridiplantae; Streptophyta; Magnoliopsida; Rosales; Rosaceae
Source: the annotation of a GenBank genome assembly
AUGGCGUCCACUAACCUUCCGCCGAUCAUGCUAGACCACCUCUACUCCAUGGAUGACGAUCUUAAAACAGAAGGGCCGCUCCUGUUGCUUAAAGAUGCCCGUAAAAAUCCCGUUGUUAGUGAUGAGCCAUCCCCUGAGAUUGCUCCUGGGGAAUUUACCCCUACCCUUGAAGAUGUGGCGAAUAUCUCUCGCCUUCCUGUCUGUGGCGACCGUAGUCCUUUCGGCAUCGCCCUCACUCCAGAAGAAAUAGAUAGCCUUGCAGUCUUGCGAAGAGGCGCUCCCACCUCUCCCAGCACUUCACUCCGGUUUAGCAACUGGAUACAAUAUUUUGGGGACGCAAACAGACAGAGUCCCUGCCGGUUGGCUGCCUUUAUAGCUCUGUGGCUUGGGCGGUUCGUGCUCUGUGACUUUUCUCAGGAUUGCCUUCAUGAGCGUGUAUUUCCUUUGGCUUUGGCCAUAGCCCGAGGCGAUACGAUCCCCUUAGCCCCCAUGUUCCUGGGACAUCUAUACCAUCUUCUUAAUCGAACCCAGCUUCUGGAAAAGAGUGCAUCAGGAACCAUGGGUGUGGAGACCCUCCUAAAUUUUGGUUUCUUGCAGGUGUUCUUGUGGGAGCGUCUCAAAGGGUUGGAUGUGUAUUCACUCCCUCACUCGCACGCUAUAAAGUUGGCUGACUGGGGCAAUGGUUCCUUUAUGCCAAACAAUCUUCCAUUAGUUUGCAGGUGGUUCAAGAGAAUGCAGAGGAAAGGCCAGAAUUUCUUAAAGCUGCUAGACAAUGUCGAGAAUUUUGUCUUUCGCCCUUACGGCACCUCAGCAGAGACCUUCACUUUCGUGCCCUUCUAUACUGACGCCAGUGAUACGGUUGAGGUUCCAGCAACCGUGUCGCAGAGUAACCAGUUUCGGAGGCAUGCUUUGUUGAAUUUUGCUCCCAUCCUCUUACCUACUCUUGGAGACCACUGUGCAGAGGUUUCCGUGACCUACUCUCCACACCGAGUCAGGAGGCAGUUCGGGCUUGACCAAGGGGUACCCAGCAGUCCUAACCAUGAUGACCCUUUUGCUUUACACAGGAUCUUCUGGAGCAAUGACCACAUACCAGCCAGUUGCAGGCCCCUCGUUCUAGCAAGCAAGGCGAGGGUUGGUGGCUUCUCUAGAGGCUACCAAGCCUACUGGAACCGCUGUCUCUCUUCCUUCCGUGAGUUCCAAUCCUUUCCCGGGGACAGACUGCCUCCUACAACGGCUCGUCUUGUGGGUUUGGUUUCGGAAGAGAAAGCCAUCCCUCUUAGCCAGAAACGCAACUUGCCCUUCAUUUCCAAGAGUGGUGACAUCGUUGGAGAAUUUCCUAAGAUGAAGCCAAAGCCGGGGGCACAGAGUCCUGGCGGCUCCAGAAAAAGUGCAACGCCAAUGUCAGGCAAAAGGAAGCGAGAGGAGGAGCGAAAUGUGAGUGAGAAGCAGACUGCCGGUAAACCCAAAGGUUCAUUCCGAAGCCGGGGUCGUGCUGGCAAGAUGCUGGAAACUACCCCUCUCCGCCGGAAAAUGGGUACAACCCCGAAGAGAAAGAGAAGUGGCACACCCCCGGUAUCUCCUCAGGUGACCCCUAAACGUCGAAGCGUGCGCAUUCUACAUGCAAGAUUUUCUGGAACACGCACCAGGACUGUUGAAGCUGCCGGAACCCCAACUGUAGUGACAGUUGACGAUGAUAGUGAUGAUAGUGACACCACCGAAUCCGAGGCUAAUGUUCCAGAGCAAGAGAACGUUGACGAUGCCAGUGAAGAUUCUGACAGGGACUCCAACGUGGGUUGCAAUGAGGAUGCAUUUGCUUAUUCCAGCGACUAUCCAGGAGGACAAGGUGGUUCAGAUGUUAUUGACAUUGCUGAGGACCCAAACCCUGCUUCAGCCAUUGCUGAUCCUGCCCGGACCCCCCUUGAGGCUGAGCGUCUUGCUUCAAAUUUAGAAAUUGUGCCCGUAGUACCUUCUCCCUUCAACACAUUCGAUACAUUGGUUGAGGCAGCCCUCGCAGGAUCUUCUCCAACCAUGACACCGACGGAUUCUCGGGAUGAAAUGUCUACGCUACAAGUUACAAGCCCUUUACCACCUAUCUUCCAGCAUUUUCUCCAGAAAGACCUUGAUCCUGCCAUUUCACCAGCCUUUCUAGCAGCCUUUCGGAGCAACACCUUUGUCGUCCAUACAACCCUGCCCGUUCCAUCUCACGUUCAACCACUUCUCCGGGCGACAGGGCCUAGUCCCCUAGCACUUCUUCCAGCGGUUCAAUGUGACAAAGCGAGCACUGCUGAAAACGCCCAGGCUAUCAUUACCGUCGCCGGGAAUGCUGCUGCAGAACACCCUCGCAGCAUGUCUUGGCUGGAGUGGGAGGAAUCAUUUACUAACUUCAUGGCUUUCUUUGACAACAGCGCUCAGGUCCUUCGAUCUGCAGAUGAACUCCUGCCGCUCUACCAUCGGUUUAGUGGUUACGCACUUUUCCGAGGAAUUCUUGUUUAUCCCGAGACAGUCGCGGCUUUGAAGAAAUUUCUGGACAAGUACGGGGAUUUCAUGGACAUGACUGGUAUUACUUCUUCAUUCUCGCGAUGCGCUGCUUUUCGGACUCUUGGCUUGGUGCUCCAUGGGAUGGAUACCGUGCAGCUGCUGGACAUUACUGAUCACAGGCUCCUUUGCUGGCGGGAUGCAGUUUGCGAGGCUAUGACUCUGGGCUUUCGAGCAGAGUCUCUUCUGAACCUGGUGAAGGGUUUGGCACGUGCUGCAUUUGGGGCACGGGCUGUUCAUAACAUGAAGUCAAAUCCCGGCCCUGAUGAAAUAAGGGCAGUAGCAGAGGCUUUGGUCUUCAAGCAGCAUGAACUGGAAAACCAGCGCAGGGAAUUGCAUGGCCUCCUUUCUGCCCAAGGUGUCUCUUCCGACAGUGCUGACUACGUGAUGGAGGCAGUGACAAGAGCUUCUCACGGGGCCUCCUCCGUUCCUUUCUAG